AUGGCCUCCAACAUCACUGAACUUAUGGCUUUGCUCAGCGGACCAAACCGUGCUUCUUCGAGUUCCAUCCCGCCUCCUGUGUAUGGGUCAAUGGUUGAUCCGUCUCCUUGGGUCCCACCAAUCCUUGCACCAGAGAAUGAUGUUGUGCCUAUUCCAGCGCCGACACAUUUCUCGGCAACCGUUCCACCGUUGACACACGCACCGGAGGUCUAUCCGUCUGUUGCACCUCUUCCGGUAACACUUCCGGUGACUUUCCCUCCUCCGCCAACGACGGUACCGAUAAUUGAUCCAGCUAUGCUUGCGCUUCCUCCGAUGCCAGUAUCAGCCACAAGCACACAUGCUCCUGCUCCUAUCGUUGAGCCAUUUCCUUUCCCAGCUCCACAACCCCAAAUAAGUCUUCCACACCGAACUCCAUCGAUCUUAAACAUUCCUUCCUAUAACCCAGAUGCACAAGCUGUGGCUGCCACUGAAGCUCCACCGACAUAUAUUCUCCCUGCUACGGAGAUAGAACAGGAGCGCCGGAUGAAACGAAUGGAAGAGAUGAUGAAGGCUCUCCAAGAAAGUGACUCUCGUUAUCACACGAGUUACUUGGACCUGAAUCUCUUUCCAGACAUGAGGCUGCCUCCAAAGAUCAAGAUUCCCGAUUUUGACAAGUAUGACGGGACCACAGACCCAAAGCCACAUCUGCAAGGCUAUCGAAACCGCAUGAUGCCGUACUGGGGAUAUGAGCAGUUUAUGAUUCAGACUUUUCAGGAAAGUUUGAAAGGAGCAGCACUCAGUUGGUUCACCUCUCUCAAAGCAGCGGACAUUCCCACUUGGGAUGAACUCGCUAAGAAGUUUGUGACCCAGUAUGGCUACAAUACUGGCAUAGCUCCGUCCUAUCUCGAGUUAAGCGUCAUGGAAAUGCAAGAGGAGCAAUCCUUUGAGGACUACGCUACUCAAUGGCGUGCUGAGGCGGCCAAGCACCGUCCUCCAAUUGACGAAGCGGAACAAAUCCAGAUCUUUCAUGGAACCCUCAAAGGCGCAUACUACUCGCAUCUCCUGGGACACAUGUCGUCUUUUAACGCGAUGAUAAAGGCUGGCAAGAAGCUCUCAUUCGUGGAGGAUGCAAUUAGCUUCGAUGCAAAGGAGCAGCAGAUCACCAUUGACCAUGCUCUUGACCCUGAUAUGAAGGAUAGUAAAGACUCAAACAUUUUAGCGGACAUCACUUCAACUGCCUUAAUGUCGCUCCGUCUAUUUCAUCGCCGUAUCAUCUUGCCCCGCAGCAACAAUAUCCAGUUCAACCGAUUUACUACUCAGCUCCUCCUGCUUAUGCACCUCUACAGGCCCCGCAGUCUUUUGGUCAGCAAUAUACUCCGGCCUUUCAAGUGCAAUCAAGCGGGCCCCCGGCUUCGAGUACUCCUCAGCCGGCCCAGCGGGCCCCAGCUUCGCGAACCUAGCAAGAUACUCUCGCAGCUCCUCAUAGGCAACAGAAUCCGAAUGGAGGCGCCUGGUCCCAACUUUGACCCUACAGUACAGAAUCAAAAUCUGCGCUGUGAGUUUCAUCAAGGUGCUCCAGGACACACGACCGAUAACUGUCACGUUCUCAGAGGCCGAUUGCGGGAGUUGAUUGACAAAAAACUGCUCUCAUUCAAUGAGGUGAAGCCACCGAACGUCCAGACCAAUCCUCUCCCUGACCACGUAUCCAGCUCAGGCCCGACUGUCAACAUGAUCGGCGCUUACCCCCUCGGAAAGGACAAGACUAAAGAAGAAUAG
Messenger RNA from Punica granatum (pomegranate), 1755 nucleotides. The record is from RefSeq and is a predicted model, not a curated record. NCBI's taxonomy places the organism in Eukaryota, Viridiplantae, Streptophyta, Magnoliopsida, Myrtales, Lythraceae.